GACGCAUCGUAUUGAAGGUUACGUCAAUCGUGGUCAAUUGCGUCAGCUUCUCGUACGAGGCUACGAGAGUUCCAGCCGGUACGGAACGUCGUGCGCCAGAUAUGCCCGCCGAGAAGCCCCGUCCCGGGAGGUCGAACCUCCCGGAGACCAUCAACUUUGCGAGGGAGGAGGACGCGACGCUGGAAACGUGGAGAAAAGGGGACGUGUUUCAGGAAAGUAUGCGCCUGUCGAAGAACCGGCCGAGGUACACGUUCUUCGACGGACCGCCAUUCGCCACCGGUUUGCCGCACUACGGCCACAUCCUCGCCGGCACCAUAAAGGACAUCGUGACGAGGUACGCGUACCAAAGUGGCUACCACGUGGAGCGGCGAUUCGGCUGGGAUUGCCACGGCCUCCCGGUGGAGAACGAGAUCGACAAGAAGCUGGGCAUCAAGGGGCCGGACGACGUCGCCAGGAUGGGCAUCGCCGCGUACAACCGGGAGUGCCGUAACAUCGUGAUGAGGUACGCCGAGGAGUGGCAGAUGAUCGUCGGCCGGAUGGGACGGUGGAUCGACUUCGAGAACGACUACAAGACCAUGUACCCGUGGUACAUGGAGUCCAUCUGGUGGGUGUUCAAGCAGCUGUACAACAAGGGCCUCGUUUACCAGGGUAUCAAGGUGAUGCCCUACUCCACCGCCUGCAACACGCCGCUGUCCAACUUCGAGGCCGGUCAGAAUUACAAGGACGUGGUCGAUCCGUCGGUCAUCGUGGCCUUUCCCCUGCUGGACGAGCCCGGGGUGUCCCUGCUCGCCUGGACCACCACACCCUGGACGUUGCCCAGUAACAUGACGCUGUGCGUCAAUCCCACCUUCGAGUACGUGGAGGCGAGGAACGAGAAGACCGGCGACGUUUACAUCAUGUUGGAGGCCCAGUUGCACACCCUCAAGGGUUCUUACGUUAUAAUCAACAGGAGAAAGGGCGUAGACCUGAAAGGGAAGGCGUACGAACCUCCGUUUCCAUAUUUCCUGCAUUACAGAGAGAAAGGUGCUUUCAGGGUGCUGAACGACACUUACGUCACGGCGGAGACCGGAACCGGCAUCGUCCAUCAAGCCCCGUACUUCGGGGAGGACGAUUUCCGAUGCUGCCUGGAGGCCGGCAUCAUAAGCAAGGACCAGGAGGUCGUGUGCCCCGUGGACAGUUGCGGCUGCUUCACGGAGCCGGUUCGCGACUUCCUCGGCAAGUACGUCAAGGACGCGGACAAGGAGAUAAUCAAGUAUCUGCAGUCCAAGAAGAAGCUGGUCGUCAGCGGCACGGUGAAGCACAGCUAUCCGUUCUGCUGGCGCACCGACACGCCGCUCAUCUACAAGGCCGUGCCCUCUUGGUUCCUCAAGGUGGAGGAGAUCAAGGACAGGCUGCUGACGGCGAACAGCGAGACCUACUGGGUGCCGGACACCGUGAAGGAGAAGCGAUUCGGCAACUGGCUGCGCGACGCGCGCGACUGGGCCAUCAGCAGGAACCGCUACUGGGGCAAUCCCAUACCGCUGUGGAUCUCCGAGGACAAGGAGGAGACCGUGUGCGUGGGCAGCAUCGAGGAGCUGGAGAGAUUGACGGGCGCGAAAGUGAGCGACAUUCAUCGCGAGAACAUCGAUCACCUGACGAUCCCGUCGCGACGGCCCGGUCAGCCGCCGUUGCGUCGCGUGCCCGAGGUCUUCGACUGUUGGUUCGAGUCCGGCUCCAUGCCGUACGCGCAGAUGCACUUUCCUUUCAAGAACCGCGGGGACUUCGACAGGUACUUCCCGGCGGACUUCAUCGCCGAGGGCAUCGACCAGACGCGCGGCUGGUUCUACACGCUCCUGGUGAUAUCCACCGCGCUGUUCGGCAAGGCGCCGUACAAGAAUCUCGUGGCCAACGGUUUGGUGCUCGCGUCCGACGGCCAGAAGAUGUCGAAGCGCAAGAAGAAUUAUCCCGACCCGAUGGAGGUGGUCAACAAGUACGGGGCGGACGCCCUGCGCCUCUAUCUGAUCAAUUCACCGGUUGUGAGAGCUGAGAAUCUGAAGUUCAAGGAGGAGGGCGUCCGGGACGUCAUCAAGGACGUAUUUCUGCCGUGGUACAACGCGUUCCGUUUCCUCCUUCAGAACAUCGAGCAGUACGAGGAGACGGGGGUCUGGUUUGUAUUCGACGAGAAGCUAGAUUCCUGUUCCAGCAAUAUAAUGGACAAGUGGAUCAUAUCCUUCACGCAGUCGCUGUUGGUCUUCCUGAAACGUGAGAUGAAGGAGUACAGGCUGUACACCGUGGUGCCCUACCUGAUAAAGUACAUAGACAAUCUCACAAAUUGGUACGUGAGAAUGAAUAGAAAGCGUAUCAAGGGCGAGGACGGCCCGAAGGAUUGCAAGAACGCGUUGACGACUCUGUUUCUGGCGGUCUACACGAUGGUGCAGACUUACGCGCCGUUCACGCCGUUCCUGACGGAAUUCAUGUUUCAACGAUUAUCCAAGUGGGUCCUGCCCUUGCCAGAGUCCGCAAAUGGGGAGUCUUCUCCGAGUUCUAACGCUAAAGAGGAAGACGACUGGCAAGGUAGCGUGCACUACAAACUGAUACCACCUCCGCGUGAUUAUCUGAUCAACAAGGACAUAGAGAAGGCUGUGUCGCACAUGCAGUCGGUCAUCCAGCUAGGCCGCAUCGUACGGGACAGGAAGGUCAUACCCACGAAGUAUCCUUUGCCCGAAAUCGUGGUGAUCCAUCGGGACGCCGAGGUACUGAAGGACAUCGUUUCGCUGAAAUCGUAUAUCCUCGAGGAGCUCAACGUCAAGAAGUUGACUGUCACCACCGACAAGCAGAAGUACGGCGUGACCUUAAGAGCGGAGCCGGACCACAAGACACUUGGCGCACGUUUGAAGGGUGAGUUCAAGCAGAUAAUCCAGGCAAUUAAAGAGCUGUCCGACGAACAGCUGCAGAAGUUCGUCGCCACGAGGGAGAUCGUCGUGCAGGGCCACAAGCUCGAGGAGCAGGACCUGCGUUUGAUGUUCAGCUUUACCGGUCCGACCGCCGAGCAGCUGUCGAAGCAGUACGACGCCCAUAGCGAGGGCAACAUCCUGAUCCUCCUGGACGUCACGGCUGACGAGGCGAUGCACAACGAGGGGAUAGCGCGGGAGGUGAUCAAUCGGGUGCAGAAGCUGCGGAAGAAGGCACGGCUCGUGCCCUCCGACGAGGCCGUCGCGUAUUACGAGAUCAAGGACGCGGGCAGCAACCUGGCCAGGGUGGUCGUCAGCCACAAGGAGUUCAUCGAGAACGCGACCAAGACCCCGCAGAGAGACAUGGCGGAGUUGCCGGCCGACAGCUACGUGAUCCUCGAGGAGAUGCAGAAGAUCAAGGGGGUGGACAUGAGGCUCGCGUUGGCCAGGACGCAGGCCGGUUGUGCGUCCAAACGGGACGACGGCGCGACGCCCGGGCCGUCGGAAUCGCAGCCCUCCGUGGGCUACGUCAACGUGACGCUCGUCAACAUGCAACCGCGAUACGGCUCGACCUCGAAAGGCAAGAUUCUGUUGUACGACUCGCAGCUGGGGCCCAUCACGUACAAACGUCUGAAACAGGAGAUCGAUCUGGUGUUCGGUAUUUACGGCUGCUCGUACGAUUUGUAUCUUAACUCUAAGAAACUUACCAGAACGAUGGACGAUACGCCAGUGGAGGAAGACCUAUUCAACAAACAGACGAUAGAAGUAUUGAGGUCAACGAGGUCAACAUAGCGGUUUUUUUUGCCUUUGGUUUUCGAUGUGAUGAAAAGCGACUUUCGCCGGCUUGCGAUUUAAUCAAUGGGUUGAAAAAGGAGAGCGAGGACUUAAAUCUCGCAAAUCUGCAUUAUGUUCUUUUGAGGUUUCUCUUUUAGUUUCUAAAAAGAUACGUUCUACAUUAUUGCAUCUGCAAGAUCGAGCGAAAGACCUAUAUGGUGAAUUUUAUUUAAUCUUCCUUCUUCCGUCAACAAAAGUAUUUACUGUGAAGCACGUUAGAAAGCGUUAUUUAUGAUUUAAGUUAACAUUUCACAGCGUAUUUAUUUAAUACACAACUUAAACGUGAUUUAAAGUAAAUUAUA
Molecule: messenger RNA, 4066 nt
Organism: Temnothorax curvispinosus
Lineage: Eukaryota; Metazoa; Arthropoda; Insecta; Hymenoptera; Formicidae
Gene: IleRS
Product: isoleucine--tRNA ligase, cytoplasmic
Exons: 1
Coding region: 102-3722 (1206 amino acids)
Biological process (GO): isoleucyl-tRNA aminoacylation
Molecular function (GO): tRNA binding; isoleucine-tRNA ligase activity; aminoacyl-tRNA deacylase activity
Source: RefSeq, a predicted model, not a curated record